UUAUGGUGGAUUGACGACGCAGGACGUCAUUUGAACUAUUUACCUGAAUUGUGUGACACUACACUGUUUAUCCUGUUGUGAGUAUCACGGACGAUACAUGCCUGGUCCUGGGAUACUUUCGCUGUAAUCGCUCGCGAUGGAUAAGGAUGGACAAAGGCGCAGAUGUGGGUACUGGUGGAUUGCUUUGUGUUUGAUGCUGCAUUUUAAGCAGCCUGUUUCAGCACAGCUCAGAUAUUCUAUUCCAGAGGAGGUGAAUGAGGGAUCACACGUGGGAAAUAUUGCUAAGGAUCUCGGUCUUGAUGUCAGUUCGUUAGAGCACAGACGAUUCCGUAUUGUAGCUGGAUCCAAGGAUAUAUUUUUCCAGGUAAAUCAGAACAAUGGCAUCUUGUACGUUCAUAAGAAAAUCGACCGAGAGGAGAUUUGUGAUGGCAAUGGCGCAUGUUUGCUAAGCUUAAAGAUUGCAGUUGAAAAUCCACUCGAAGUUCACUAUGUUGAGGUCGAAAUAACAGAUGUAAACGAUCACUUCCCUUCUUUCCCAGAAAAAGACGUACACGUAGAAAUUGCAGAAAACACAGUAAAAGGCACUCGCUUCGAUCUUCCCACCGCGAGAGAUUUGGAUGUUGGCGUUAAUUCCAUUCGUUCCUAUCGGCUCGGACAAAACGAUCAUUUUGACAUAGAGAUAAGAGACAGUGAAUAUGGGGAUAAAAAUCCUUUUCUGCUUUUACAGAAACCCUUAGAUAGGGAGAAUCAAGAGAAGCACGUCUUAACUUUGACUGCAAUUGAUGGUGGAAAUCCACCAAAAUCAGGCACUUUAAAUAUAACUGUCACGGUCCUUGAUGCUAACGACAACCGCCCAAUAUGCAACCGAGACACGUACACUAUUACGUUAAAUGAGAACGUCUCUCCCGGUUUUACGGUAACAUUUGUUAAUGCAACUGACCCAGAUGAGGGCGUUAAUGGAGAAGUUGAAUAUACUUAUGGCAGAAAUGUGCAGCGAAAAGUACAUGAUGUUUUUGAUUUGGACAAGGUGACAGGUGAAAUACGUGUCAAAGGCAAAAUAGAUUUUGAAGAGAACGAAAUUUAUAGUGUAAAUAUAAAAGCAUCUGAUAAGGGACGCCCUCCACUACAUACUGACUGCAGAGUUAUCAUAAAGAUUAUAGAUGUCAAUGAUAAUGAACCUGAGAUUGAAGUCACGUCGCUUUCUAAUAUUGUUUCUGAAGAUGCAAAACCCGGGACAGUCAUUUCUCUUAUAAGCAUAACGGACAAAGAUUCGGGGAUUAACGGUAAAGUUGUUUGUAGCUUGUCAAAGAAUGUGCCAUUUGAGUUGAAACCAUAUGUUCAGCAGAACAUGUAUUCUCUAGUAACAAAAGAGAGUUUGGACCGGGAGGUUGCGUCCCAUUAUGACAUUACAGUAACAGCUACUGAUUUAGGCAACCCAGCUCUUUCAGCGUCAACACCUCUAAGCGUAGAGGUGUCUGAUGUUAACGAUAAUACACCGCAAUUUCCCCACAGCCCUCUUGAGAUUUACCUGUUUGAAAAUAAUGCACCUGGAGAGUCAAUAUUCUCUGUCAGCGCCAGUGACAAAGACAAAAAUGAAAAUUCCCAUAUCACUUAUAACAUUAUAAGAGGCGAUCAGACACAAAGCGAUAUGACUUCAUUCCUCAAUAUCAAUUCUGAAACGGGCGUAAUUAGCGCUCUCAGAUGUUUUGACUUUGAAACGGUAAAAAAGUUCCAGUUCCAUGUGCUCGCUACAGACUCUGGAAGUCCGUCUCUGAGCAGUAACGUGACAGUGAACGUGUUUAUUCUGGAUCAGAACGACAACGUUCCAGUGAUCUUAUAUCCAGUCAGCGCUAACGGUUCUGCUGAGGGUGUGGAAGAGAUUCCCCGGAAUGUGAACGCUGGUCAUUUGGUGUCUAAAGUCAGAGCCUAUGACGCAGAUAUAGGAUACAACGGCUGGUUAUUGUUUUCACUGCAGGAAGUUAGUGACCACAGUCUCUUUAGUUUGGACCGCUAUACAGGACAGAUAAGAACCCUUCGCUCAUUCACAGAAACAGACGAGACCCAGCAUAAACUGCUCAUACUGGUCAAAGACAAUGGGAACGUUUCACUCUCAGCAACAGCGACUGUGAUUGUCAAAGUUGUGGAGCCCAAAGAGGCUUUUGCAGCUUCUGAUGUUAAAAACGCAGUAAGAGACGAGGAGGAAAACGACGUGACAUUUUAUCUGAUCAUCACUUUGGGCUCGGUUUCAGUGCUUUUUGUCAUCAGCAUCAUCGUGUUGAUUGUGAUGCAGUGCUCUAAACCUACAGACUAUUCGUCCAAGUAUUUACAGGAUGCAAAUUACGACGGGACUCUGUGUCACAGCAUCCAGUACAGAUCUGGAGACAAACGGUACAUGUUAGUUGGACCCAGAAUGAGUAUCGGCUCUACAAUAGCGCCAGGCAGUAAUAGGAAUACUCUAGUGAUACCAGAUCGCAGGAGGAGAGAUUCUGGAGAGGUAAGAAUAUUCACUUGCCAUAAACAUCUACUACGGCCUCUAAUAAUCGAGGAUACAGUUGCCUUUAGAGAAAGCGCUAAUAAAUCGCUCGCGAUGGAAGCCGGAGGACAAAGGCGCAGAUGGGAGUACUGCUGGAUUGCUAUGUGUAUUUCUUUUCUUCUUGACUCCGGACAGCAGGUUUCAGCUCAGAUAAGAUAUUCAAUUCCAGAAGAAGUGAAAGAAGGAACCACUGUGGGAAAUAUUGCUAAGGAUUUGGGUCUUGAAGUAAGUAGCUUGGUGGACAGGCAGUUUCGAAUCGUUUCUGGAUCUAAAGAGGAGCUUUUUCAGAUCAAUCAGGAAAAUGGGAUUUUGUACGUUAUUAAGAAAAUCGACAGAGAGUCUUUGUGUGUUGGCAGCGGUGUUUGUAUGGUGAAUUUAAAAACCGUUAUUGAAAAUCCUCUCGAGAUGCAUUAUGUAGAAGUAGAAAUAUUAGAUAUAAACGACCACUCUCCUAUAUUUCCUAAUAAAGAGCAGCGUCUAAGAAUUUAUGAAAAUACGCUGCCUGGUGCUGAUUAUCAGUUACAGGCUGCUAGAGAUCCCGAUUCUGGGACUAAUUCGGUCCGGUCCUAUAAAUUAAGUCCUAAUGAUCAUUUUGAAAUUCGAGUUAGAGAAAGUGAUGAGGAUAAAAUGCCAUUUUUAGUUCUAAAGAAGGCUGUUGAUAGAGAGAUUACAACGACAUACAAGCUGCUUCUAACGGCAGUUGAUGGAGGGAAUCCUCCGAAAUCUGGGACUCUUACUAUUAAUAUUACUGUUCUAGACAUAAAUGAUAAUCGACCUGUAUUUAGUCGUGAGACAUAUUCUGUGACACUAGAAGAGAACUCUGCUAUAGGCACUGUGGUUCUUCGAGUAAAUGCUACUGAUAUAGAUGAGGGCCCAAAUAGUAAUGUCGAAUACAGUUUUGCGACGUUAAACAGCAAAGUGCAUGAUGUGUUUGAGCUUGAUCAGGUCACAGGUGAAAUACGUGUAAAGGGGGAAGUGGAUUUUGAAGAUACUGAAAUUUAUAAACUCGAUAUUCAGGCAUCAGAUAAGGGGCAUCCUCCCAUGUCUGCAAAGUCUAGAAUUGUCAUUAAGAUUAUUGAUGUGAAUGACAACCUGCCAGAGAUUGAGAUUACGUCACAUUCUAAGAAUAUCCCUGAAGAUUCUAAACCUGGAACGGUAAUUUCUCUCAUCAGUGUGACUGAUAAAGACUCCGGGAUCAACGGUAAAGUGAUUUGUCAGUUAAACAAAAAUAUUCCAUUUGAGCUAAAGCCUUCCUUCAAAGACAAUAUGUACUCUUUAGUAACAAAAGAUCGGUUAGAUAGAGAAACUGAUUCACAGUAUGAAAUUACAAUUACCGCCUCUGACUUAGGACAGCCGUCUUUGACUGCAUCGACUACACUAAGCGUUCAGAUUUCUGAUGUAAAUGAUAAUGCUCCAGAAUUUUUAAUAAAUCCUCUAGAUCUUUACUUAGUGGAAAAUAAUGCUGCCGGUUCCUCUAUAAUUUCAGUGAGCGCCUCUGAUAGAGACAGUGCUGAAAAUGCCGUGAUAUCGUAUCACAUAAUUAGAGGUGAUGGAACACAGAAUGAUUUGUCGUCUUUCUUGAAUAUAAAUUCCGAAACAGGUGUUGUUUAUUCGCUAAAGAGCUUUGACUUUGAAACGUUAAAAACAUCUCAGUUCCAUGUUCUCGCCACAGACUCUGGAAGUCCGUCUCUGAGCAGUAACGUGACAGUGAACGUGUUUAUUCUGGAUCAGAACGACAACGUUCCAGUGAUCUUAUAUCCAGUCAGCGCUAACGGUUCUGCUGAGGGUGUGGAAGAGAUUCCCCGGAAUGUGAACGCUGGUCAUUUGGUCACUAAAGUCAGAGCCUAUGACGCAGAUAUAGGAUACAACGGCUGGUUAUUGUUUUCACUGCAGGAAGUUAGUGACCACAGUCUCUUUAGUUUGGACCGCUAUACAGGACAGAUAAGAACCCUUCGCUCAUUCACAGAAACAGACGAGGCCCAGCAUAAACUGCUCAUACUGGUCAAAGACAAUGGGAACGUUUCACUCUCAGCAACAGCAACUGUGAUUGUCAAAGUUGUGGAGCCCAAAGAGGCUUUUGCAGCUUCUGAUGUUAAAAACGCAGUAAAAGACGAGGAGGAAAACGACGUGACAUUUUAUCUGAUCAUCACUUUGGGCUCGGUUUCAGUGCUUUUUGUCAUCAGCAUCAUCGUGUUGAUUGUAAUGCAGUGCUCUAAAUCUACAGACUAUUCGUCCAAGUAUUUACAGGAGACAAAUUACGACGGGACUCUGUGUCACAGCAUCCAGUACAGAUCUGGAGACAAACGGUACAUGUUAGUUGGACCCAGAAUGAGUAUCGGCUCUACAAUAGCGCCAGGCAGUAAUAGGAAUACUCUAGUGAUACCAGAUCGCAGGAGGAGAGAUUCUGGAGAGGUAAGAAUAUUCAGUUCAUUAUAA
Rhinichthys klamathensis goyatoka is the source of this 4969-nucleotide messenger RNA. Its product is annotated as cadherin-23-like. The record is from RefSeq and is a predicted model, not a curated record. Bases 137 to 4969 code for a protein of 1610 amino acids. Gene Ontology annotation, biological process: homophilic cell-cell adhesion. The transcript is spliced from 2 exons. Gene Ontology annotation, molecular function: calcium ion binding. Lineage: Eukaryota; Metazoa; Chordata; Actinopteri; Cypriniformes; Leuciscidae. Gene Ontology annotation, cellular component: plasma membrane.